AAGAUGACGGACGCUGGAGUUCAAUUGGCGCAGUCGGUCGACGCAACAUGUAAUGCACUGUUUUCCCCACAGGAAGGACCGCAGACGUUAACACUGACACCAGAAAAUAAACCCCAACCAAACUGUGUGUUUCCGCUGUACAUGUGGCUGAGCGAGCGGAGAAGCUGGCACGCCAUGGAAUCGAAUGUCCAGUUCGGUUUUGCCGCUUCCGGGACGUCAAUGCGGCAGUACACCGGGAAUUCGACGGACGACGACGAUGUCAUUCUGGAGACGACGUGUAUGCGGGAUUUCCCGGCGCGGAUCACCGUCGGGGAGUCGUUUAAAGCCGUCAUGUUUGCCACUCGCGGAUGCUCGAGCGGAUACAUGUGUAGUUUGACCCUGAGCCAAACUGUGUUUUUCCGCUGUGGCUAAGCGAGCGGAGUAGCUGCAUGGCACGCCAUGGAAUCAGAUGUCCAGUUCCGUUUUGCCGCUUCCGGGACGUCAUUGCGGCAAUACCCCAGCAAUUCGACGGACGACGACGAUGUCAUCCUGGAGACGACAUGCAUGCGGAAUUUCCCGACGCGGAUCACC
Messenger RNA from Paramacrobiotus metropolitanus, 570 nucleotides. RefSeq lists its product as uncharacterized. The coding region runs from base 4 to 411 and encodes 135 amino acids. The transcript has 3 exons. The record is from RefSeq and is a predicted model, not a curated record. Lineage: Eukaryota; Metazoa; Tardigrada; Eutardigrada; Parachela; Macrobiotidae.